Symbiodinium natans is the source of this 573-nucleotide messenger RNA. The record is from the annotation of a GenBank genome assembly. NCBI's taxonomy places the organism in Eukaryota, Dinophyceae, Suessiales, Symbiodiniaceae.
AUGGCUUCGCAGGAGUCUCUGGAGGCAGCGGUGGAGAUACUCCACAACAUGCAGCGCACUCGGAAGAACGUCAAGGCGGUCGUCAUGCACUUGGAGGGCGUGCCGGGACCGGCAAACUUGCAUAGCUACGCACUCGCAAGCGGUGCCUUCCUUGUGGGACUGCGAGCUAUCAGUGUACCAGUCAUCUUGGCAGCUUGGGGAAGGAUCUCAGGGCCAUCAUGGAACCUGGCUUUGGCUUGCGAUUAUCGCAUCGCUGCUUUGGAUGCAGAUUUCGUGCUGCCCAUCAUUUCGCCGCCGGAAUGUCUCGGAGAGCUUGUGGGGCAAGCCGUUGCAGCUCAACUGUCCAUCAGCAGCGGCACUUUGGACUCACAGGGCUUGCAGGAGCUUGGCAUUCUGAACCAGGUCAGACCCAGCAAAGAUGAGGCUUGCCGCGCUGCAAGCGAGUUGGGCAAGAGGAUUGCUGGAUUUCCAGGUAUAGCCUGCCGCCAGACUAUGAGUCUUUUGAGCGUGCCCCCUGUACGAUAUGUUUCUGUCGGAGCAAGCAAAUUGCCUGACCCGGACCUCUUCGCAUAG